GGGGCCGCAGCAGGGCUCCAGCCUGUGGGACGGAUUAGCGCGCUGAUGUUCCAGCAGGGCUACCCCGGGUCAGGCUCUCAAGCCCCUGCUGCGGUGUCCAGGACCGAGGUCGGAGCACCCGCAGGGUUGACAGUAGAGGACGGGUCUGCGGUUGGGAACCGACCGUGCCGGGAGGGUUGCGGGACCCCGGAAGAGCCGCGGCUCCGUGGUUUGGGUGCGGGGGUGAGGAUGGCAGCAGAGGCCCUUUGGAGGGAGCGGCCCUGCACCGACGCGAGGGGGCAGCAUAGGCGACGCUCCCCGGAGGGACGGUCCGGAAGGCCGUCGGGGUUUGAGCUCUGGGAGGGACGAGAGUUCUCAGACCAGGCGGGACCGGUCCCCGCGGGCGCCUGGGGAGGCGCAGUGGCUUCUCCAGUUGUCUCCGUUUUCCUCGGUGCUGCUACACUCUGCCCUCUGUGUUCGGGACGCUUUCUCCCCAUGGAGUUCCCUGACUUGGGGAAGCAUUGUUCAGAAAAGACCUGCAGGCAGCUAGAUUUUCUUCCAUUGAAAUGUGAUGUAUGUGAGCAAGAUUUCUGUAAAGAUCAUUUUACCUACGCUGCACAUAAAUGUCCCUUUGCAUACAAGAAGGAUGCUCGGGUCCCAGUGUGCCCGCUGUGUCACCGCCCAGUCCCAGGGAAGAAGGGAGAGGUCCCGGAUGUGGUGAUUGGUGAGCACAUGGACAGAGAUUGUAGCUGCCGUCCUGGGAAGGAGAAGGUUUUCACCUUCCGGUGCUCGAAAAAGGGGUGUAAGAAGAAAGAGAUGCUGCCAGUGGCUUGUGACCAGUGUCGUGGCAACUUCUGUAUUCAACACAGACAUCCCCUGGAUCACAGCUGCACACACGGGAGCAGAGCCGUCAGCAUCGGGGGGUGAGAAGUCCCAGCCGGGGUGCUGGCCUGACGCCUCCCCGGACGAGGGUAGAGCCAGCUUCCCGCCCAUGGAGGGCGGUGAGCAGCCUGGAGCGUUGUUCUCUGUCAAGUGGUGGAUGCAGGAGUUUGCAUGAAUAUAAUCUUCAUUAAAGUUGGAUUCUAAAUUAAAGCUGGAGUCUAGCUGUGUU
This is a messenger RNA of Myotis daubentonii (Daubenton's bat), 1090 nucleotides long. RefSeq names its product zinc finger AN1-type containing 2A (gene ZFAND2A). Gene Ontology annotation, biological process: protein targeting to ER; proteasome-mediated ubiquitin-dependent protein catabolic process. Gene Ontology annotation, molecular function: zinc ion binding. Gene Ontology annotation, cellular component: endoplasmic reticulum; cytoplasm. The record is from RefSeq and is a predicted model, not a curated record. NCBI's taxonomy places the organism in Eukaryota, Metazoa, Chordata, Mammalia, Chiroptera, Vespertilionidae.